Molecule: messenger RNA, 5253 nt
Organism: Lytechinus variegatus (green sea urchin)
Lineage: Eukaryota; Metazoa; Echinodermata; Echinoidea; Temnopleuroida; Toxopneustidae
Gene: klhl8
Product: kelch-like protein 8
Exons: 9
Coding region: 1893-3782 (629 amino acids)
Molecular function (GO): protein binding
Source: RefSeq, a predicted model, not a curated record
AGAGACAUUAUAUAUAUGGGAUGCAAUUUCAUCUAUAGUACAGGCAGACUUCACUCAAUAUGGUCUUGUGUCUUGUAGUGUAGUAUCAUCUUUCGUUACAGCAUCAUUCCAGAUCAUAUUGCAUUUGGAUAUGAUAGUAUGUUUCUCGAAGGAUACAGUAUUCAAAAUCCUCUGGAUGAAGAUUUGUUUAAAGGUUUGGAUUAACAGGAUAUCCCUCUCUGGAUAUAUUGAUGUUCUGGAUUAUGCUCUUUGAAACAAGGGAUUCUUUGAGACUCUACACCAAACAGGACUCCUUUCUAUGUCUCCCUCUCUUUGCUUUGUCUCGAACUGUGUUCAGUCAAAACAUUUUUACCCUCGAAACGUUAUUUCAAACCAAGUUGUGUUCAAGCAUUUUUGUCUUAAAUAAAAAACGCAUACUUUCGUCUUUCAAAACGCAUACACAGAAUGCUGAAAUGUAUGUAGAUGUAUAAUAAGGAGCUUUUCUUUUUCUACUUUUGUAGAGGAUUAAAAAUCCAUGUGGAUUAUUCUUUGCAGCAGUUGCAGAGGGCCCAGUCUCAAUUGUCUAAAGAAUUAGCUUUAAUAUAUGAUUGGAAACAGAAGAGAUCUUAGUUAUAAUUUUACAUUGGCCUUCAUCCAGUGGCUUGCAUGUACAUGUGCUUCUUGGGUCAAACUCACUGAUUUGUGAUGUGUUGUGGGUGGGCUUGAAAAAAGGGGAGAACAAUGAUGUUCCCUAAAUAAAAAAAUAGGGCCUUCCAUCCUGAAGUUACUUUUUGUGUUGUCUGUGUUUUGAUUUCUGAUUCAUGUUCGUGCUUCUAGCUUUGAAAUCUUGACUGAACACACUUAAAGAAUUCAGAAUGUGUGUUGUUGAAGAGAUCUCCUACAGUUGCAGAUGAAUCAGUAGCAGUGUUGUGUCUGUCAGCGUUCAUUUUCACAAGGCCCUUAUUCGCCCAGCAAGGACAUUUUAAAUGUGACACACUGAAACCUGAAGCGACUCAUUCGUAAAUGAGGACUUAACAUUCGAGAAACAUGCAGUGAUGCUCUAUUGAACCGUGUAUGGAAGCCGAAACCGUAGCCUCCGGGGAAACCGUGAGGAACAUCUGGAUAUUUUAUUUUUGGUUUUGAUUAUUUAAGUGAGCCAUGUCUGCUCUCCUAAUCAAGGUGUUUCUGUGGCAGAAAUUGACUCGGACCCUCUUCAUUGCUGAGCACAUUCACACGGCUACACGAUUCUUUCGCACCUCCUCUCACUAAAGUGCACUACCCCUUCCAAAAUUGGAUCUUGUAUGGAAGUCAGCAUCUCAGGGUGUGAAGGGAAUGAACGACAAUGUCAGUGAGAACAGGGAGCACUUAAUUUCAAAUGUUGGCUGUUAUGUGCCCAUCUAAUCAAAUGAGCCAGCAGAAUGUGCUUGUAUUAACAUUACACUCAGUACAUGUACUUAUGUUCCCUGCCCCUGCAUUUAAAAUUUUCCCCUUUGUGUUGAAAGCUGUUCCAGUUUGAACAGUCUUUCAAGAAAUCACUAAAGGAGAAUUCUGAGCAGUUGUAUACACGGCUUUAUGUGGUACAAUUGGUGUGAUAUCAUCUUUCCUUGCAGAAUCUUUCAUUGGAUUUUCUGAACAUUGAUUUCAAUCUCAGGUUAUUUGUCCAUCCUACAUUUUGUCUCAAGUUUGAUCUCUCUGCUCUCAGUUAUUGUUGGAAUGAUGGUAGUGUUUUCUUUCUCCAGUGAGUUUUGGCCCUUAAUUUUAGCUUGAUAUUCCUGAAUCCAAUUGAAUAAUUUGCUGCUACUUCAGCGUACCAUGAUGUCUUCUGACAUAGAAUAAACUGUACUGGUAUAACAUUUCACAUUGAAGAUCUUUUGAUAGCACCAAGUGUCUUCCAAGGAGCACAUUUUUUUACAAUGAAGCGAACCAAUUCAGUGAUCAUCAUAGAGUUCUCUGGCAAGACAAGCAGUCCGACCAACAAGAGUGUCCUCAUAGAGGAUGAAAUCGUCAAGAUGGGCUCCCCGCCGCAGAUGUACGACUCCUUUGUCACAUCCUUCACCUUCGAUUGCCAGACCCAAUGGAGGGAAUCGCUUGUUGUCAUCCAGCAGCUGUACAAGACAAAGGCGCUGUGCGACUUCACUCUCCGUUGCGGCACCUCAUCAUUCCUCUGCCAUCGCCUGGUGUUGGCAGCCUGCAGCCCGUACUUCCGUGCCAUGUUCAUGUCAGAGAUGAUCGAGAGCCGACAGGACAGUCUGGAGGUGCAAGACAUCGAUGAGAAGUCUUUGGAGGCCAUUGUCGAGUUCAUGUACACUUCAAAGAUUGUCCUCAAUGUGGACAACGUCCAGAAGAUCCUCUUUGCAGGAUCACUCCUACAGAUGGAUGAGAUCAGCAAAGCAUGCAGUGACUUUAUGAAAUGCCAUCUCCACCCCUCUAACUGUCUUGGGGUGAGGACAUUUGCCGACCAACAUGGUUGCACUACUCUUUCAGGUGCAGCGGACUCCUACGCCCAUGAACAUUUCCUGGAGGUGGUGAGCCAGGAAGAGUUCUUCAGCAUCGAUGCACCCCAUCUCAUCGCCUUGAUCUCAUCACAUGACAUUAUGAUUCAACAUGAAAGUCAAGUCUAUGAGGCUAUCAUAAAGUGGGUGAAGUUUGAUGUUCCAAACAGAGAAAGACAUCUUGCUGCACUUUUGUCAAAGGUGCGUCUUCCCAUGGUGCCUGCCAACUACCUGACAGAGGAGGUGGAGCGAGAAGAACUGAUCAAGAAGUGCCACAAGUGCAGGGAUCUUGUGGAUGAAGCCAAGAACUACCACCUGUCUGUUGGUAAACUCCUUCGGGACACGCCCACAUCCAGUCUAGUCAAAGACCCAAACAGGCUUACACCAAGGAAGAGCUCUGCAGGAGUUCUUUUUGUCGUGGGCGGACGUGGAGCGACGGGCGACCCCUUCAAAUCCAACGAGUGCUAUGAUCUGCGAAACAAUCGUUGGAUUCCCGUCACGGAGAUGAGCAUGAAACGAAGGCACGUCGGGGUCACAGCGACUGACGCUGGUCACAUCUUUGCUGUUGGUGGAUUUGACGGAAGGGACCAUCUCAACACUGCAGAGAAGUUUGAUCCUCAUACAAACAAAUGGACAAAUCUAGCACCCAUGGCUAAAGCAAGGAGAGGCCUUGGUGUAACACAGUUGGGCACUCCCAUCUACGCCAUCGGAGGACUGGACGAUAACCUGUGCUACAGUGACGUGGAGCGAUACGACCCUCAGACAAACUCCUGGAGUCUUGCUCAAUCUAUGAACUGUGCCCGAGGUGGUGUGGCGGUGGCUGUUCUCAAUGGUCUGAUCUAUGCUGUUGGAGGCAAUGAUGGAUCAUCCACGUUGAAUUCUUGUGAGCGUUAUGACCCUCAUCUUAACAAGUGGACGAUUAUAACACCUAUGAAUACCAGGAGAGCUGGGGGAGGAGCAGCAGUCAUCGAUGGUUUCCUCUAUGCUAUUGGUGGUUUUGACCACAGCUCACCCCUCAACACAGUGGAACGCUACGACCCCCAGAAGAACGACUGGAUCAGCAUGACCCCCAUGUCCACCAGUAGGGGCGGGGUAGGUGUGUCCGUUCUUGGGGGCAAGAUUUUUGCCAUCGGGGGACACAACGGGUCCAAUUAUCUCACAUCGGUGGAAUGCUACGAUCCUAUAACGAACAGUUGGUCAGCCGUCCAGGACAUUGGGACGUGCAGGGCGGGAGCGGGAGUUGCCAUCUGCCAUUGCCUUAUUUCAUCCCUCAAGGAGAUUCCUCGACCGAACAUGGUGAGCUGUGUAUGACGGAGGCAGGAACCCCGAGUGGCAGUUUCCACAAGAGGAGAGCGUUUAAACUCUUAAACAUUAUGAAAGAUGUCUAGGACAAUGGCAGAGUAGCAAUCUUGUCAGUGUUUCUGUAACUUUCACUUGCACCUUGAGUUUUAGGAUGUAUUGACUGAGGAGAAGUUCUCUGAUAGCUCUAAAGUUGAUUUGAAUGACAUCUGAUGCAGCUUUAUAUACUACUUGAAUAAUGAACUUUUAGAGUUAUAUCUGCAUGAAAAGAAUAUGGUGUGUUUUGUGGUCUAUAUAUAGCAUUGUCUAUCUAGAAGUAUUCUAUUGUGAGGCACACAAUUAUUGGCAUAAGCCAUGUUCAAGCUAUCACUUCUAGUGCAGUCAAGUAAGGACUGCUGCCCGGUACACACAUCUCAACUGGGUUUACGGCAAAGCAUCGUGGAUUGACUUCUUGCAAAGGUAAUAAAUGCUGUGACAGGGUGUUGAACCCACGACCCCCUGAUUUGAAGGUCAAGAGUCCGAACCAUCAGAUCAGAUCCCUUCCAGGUGACUUAGGGGAGUCACACGAUGAUGAUGUCUUCGACCUGGCUUGUUCUCUGGUGCAGGAUGUGGUGAUUCCUAGUUUGUCUUGAAGACAUUAUACCACUGAGGAACAACAAGAACAUGAACUUCUAUUGCCUACGGCAAUCAGUAGUGUAGUCAUGGAUUGCACCAUGAAAAUCAAAUAGAUAACUAGAAUCCAUAAGGAGUGUGUGCUCACUGUGACAGAUAGAUCAUAGAUCCAAAGGUCUCCAUUGAAAACAUGUGGCUUAGUACCACGAUGACUGUUGUUAAAUUGACUUGAAAGAUGGUGGAUGGAUGCAUGUAUAACAGUUAUGUCGUUUCUCUGCAACAAAAAAAACAUCUGUUCAUGUAGAAUUGUAGAUAUGUCCAAUUAAUCAUUGAUUAAGAAAAAAAUGUUAUUAUGGACUUGACUAGAUACACUGUACUAUGAUAUUCAAGAUAUUAGAGUGUGAGGGGAAAAUAUUUCUAAAAUAAGAAAUCAUUGCAGCUCCUGUCUGCAUUCUGCGUUCAUUCCUAAGUGUCUUCAUACAUGUAUCUUUUCAUACUUUUCUAUUUAACUUUCUUCCAUUCUUCAAUGUGUAAUAUCUCAGCAUGUUACUGAAUUGAACAUAAAAUGUGUGGUGUCUUUGAUGAAAAUAAUAAUAUAUGCAUUAAAAUAAUAUGCCCAAAGCACUGUAUAAUACAAAAUAAAGUUCUGCUCAAGUGCUUAAAAGUUUAAAAAAGGAUAUUAGACAGAAAAUAAGUAGGUUUCGAUUUUUUUGUGUUAUUUUACCAAAUGACAUGAACAGAUGCUGCUGCUGCUGCGAAGACUAUUUCAAACAAUGACAGGUGAAGCUUCUGCAUUGUUGACCUUUCGAGUGUAUUUUGGGAAUCUGUGUAUGAAGAGUCUGUUGUAGAAUGUAAUGAAUAAUGAAAAUGA